This is a messenger RNA of Peromyscus leucopus (white-footed mouse), 3403 nucleotides long. Its product is annotated as zinc finger protein 124-like. The transcript has 4 exons. The record is from RefSeq and is a predicted model, not a curated record. NCBI's taxonomy places the organism in Eukaryota, Metazoa, Chordata, Mammalia, Rodentia, Cricetidae. Gene Ontology annotation, molecular function: RNA polymerase II cis-regulatory region sequence-specific DNA binding; DNA-binding transcription factor activity, RNA polymerase II-specific. The coding region runs from base 1674 to 3227 and encodes 517 amino acids. Gene Ontology annotation, biological process: regulation of transcription by RNA polymerase II.
UUGCCAGGCAGGUUACCGUGUGAGAAUUUAUUGACUACUCAGAUUCACCAGCACUGUUGUUGGUAAUUUGUCAAAUAAGCCUGACUUUGCUUCCUACCUGGGCAGUGGCAAUCCAAGUGCUUUAUUCCAAUCUUUUAUCUUGUUUGUUUGUUUGUUGUUCUUGUUUAUUUUGUUUCGUUUAUCUAUCUCUCUAUCUCUCUAUCUCUAUCUCUUUUUUGAGACUAAGUCUCACUAUGCUUGGCCUGGAACUACCCAUAUAGACAACACUGUUGUGGAAAUUGAAUGAAAAACAAAUGAAAACAUGACUGCCUCUAGGUGUGGUGGGGGAGAAAGUUUAUUAUAGAUGGGAAAGCAUAGCCAGAGUCAGACCCAGGGACAUCUGGUAAAGUCCAGAGUGACAAGAGAGGGGAGCGGAAGGGAGAAAGGAGAGAGCAAGGCACAGGCAGCCCAGCCCCAGAGCUGCAGAGUUCUGGGUAGGGGGCGUGGACUGCGAGGCAGGAGGGUCCUGUAACAGGUAGACUGUGAGAUGCUGGAGAACCUGGCGGCCAGGUCCCCUUCGAUGUGUUAAAUAGGCUCCUUGGUCAUUUGUCCUGGGUUUGAAACCAGACAAGUCCGUCUGCUUCCACCGGGCCUCCAGAGUACUGGGGCUAAAACUUCCGUGCCACACUCUUGCCCGUGUAUCCCAGUAUGGUUGUUAUGUCCGUUUGUUUGUUUUUUGAGACACUGUGUAACUAUUUUGUACUAGCUGGCCUGCUACUCCCCAUGUAGGUAGGGGAGGCUGACACUGAACUCACAGAGCUGCCUGCCUCUGCCUCCUAAGAACCAGGAUGAAAGAUGUGCACUACCACGCCUGCCCUUUAUCCCAGUUUGAAUCACCAACACUAUCCAGCAGAUCACACAGUGAUGGACAGCCCAGGUUACAGAAUGGCUAAGAAAUGGUUGAAGAGGCUGCAGAGAUCACAGGCUGUCCUGAAGUCACAGGCAGAGAGAGAGCUGAGGCAGGGCUAAGGGGAAGUCUGUAGGGACCAGACCAGAAGUGCCAGCAGUGCAGGUGCGGAGAUGCCUGCGUAGACUGACACAUGACUGUUCUCUGGUAUGAUUAGAGGGAAGGUUUUUAUUGUGGACAUGAAAGAGAACAGCCUGGGGUUAUCUGGAAGAGUUCAGAGCAGGGAGAGAAAGUAGACUGGACAUGGCCAGCAGACCGGACAUGGCCAGGGUUAUCUGAGAGAGAGGGGAGAAUAAUGGAGUUACAGAAUAGAGAGACCAUAGUGAGAGAAGCAGGAUCACAGCAUAGAGAGAGAAAAUUCCCUGCAAGAAUAGCUGGUUUAGAGGUUCAGUGGAGGAAGGGAAGCCCAUGAACUGCAGGAAGUUUAGGAUAAGGGAGGUGGUGGGGAUCAGAUGCUAGCUUGGACUUUGAAAUGUGUAACAGGUACUUACGACACCAGCAUGCCUUUCAUAUGUUAAUAGGUGCAACAGGCAACCAGCCGCCUGCCAGAGGUAAGGGAAAUGCCUCCUUUUGGUAGAGGGGAACUGGCUUCCCAGGUUCCUAAGGAAUACUGGCUUUGAUCUCAUGGCCAGAAAUGCUCCUCUUUUCCAGGUUGAGCUCUUUGGACUGUUUUAUGGAGUUUGGGUAUUGGUGUUUCUUUUGGAUCUGACAUCCCAGACUUUUGUUAAUGGAGUCAGUGAACUUUGAGGAUGUGGCUGUGAAGUUCACCAAGGAGGAGUGGGCUCUGCUGGAUCCAUCCCAGAAGAAGCUGUACAAAGAUGUGAUGCAGGAAACCUUGAGGAACCUGGCUGCUAUAGGAAACAAGUUGGAAAACCAGAAGGUUGUAAAUGAGUGUGAAAAUCUCUGGAGAAAACUAAGAAGCCAAUUGGUAGAGAAAUUCUGUGAAUAUAAAGAAAGUCUUCAGAGUACAGAACUCUUCAGCUGUAUUCCAGAGCUUUCUGUGAACCUGAAAUCUUGCCCAGGACUUCCCACAUGUGAGAAGCAUGUGUGUGGAGAAGGGAGCAUUGGCCAGUCAUCUCUAGGUGCACCCCUAAAUCAUCAGGUAGGACCCAAACCUCAUGAAGACCAGGAAUAUGGACAGAAGGUGUAUAAACACAAGGAGUUUGGGGGCAGCUCCCGUUCUUCUCUGUCCCUUCGGACACAUAAAAGUGCUCACACUGGAGAGGAACCUUCUAAAAAUAAGGACUACAAACAAGACCUUCCUUGUUUCAGACCUGAUCAAAGCUAUGAACAACAUGACCAAGCAAAGAAGUCUUAUGCAUGUAAGCGAUGUGGGAAAUGCUUCUCAUAUCUCAGUUUCUUAAAAACACAUGAAAAGAUUCAUUGUGGUAAAAAUACCUAUGUGUGUGAACUGUGUGGGAAAGACUUUGUUAGGUUAGGUUACCUUAUCAGACAUAAAAUAACUUACACUGUUGAGAAGUCAUUGGUAUGUAAUCGUGGUGCGAAGCCCUACACAUGUAAUCAGUGUAGAAAAAGUUUUUCUCGCUCUACUUCCCUUCGAAGACACACACGAAUCCACACUGGAGAGAAACCCUAUGUAUGUAAACAAUGUGGGAAAGGAUUCAUUACUUCUAGUAACCUUCAAGUACAUGAGCGAACUCACACUGGGGAAAAACCUUAUGUAUGUAAGGAGUGUGGGAAUGCCUUUAGGCUUUUGAUCCAAUUGCAAAAGCAUGAAGUAAUUCACAGUGGUGUGAAUCCCUUUAUUUGUAAGCAAUGUGGGAAAAGCUUUACUUCUUCUGGUUCUCUAAAAACACAUGAAAGGAUUCACACUGGAGAGAGGCCCUAUGUAUGUGAGCACUGUGGGAAAACCUUUGGUUAUUCCAGUACUCUUAAAACACAUGAAAGAAUUCAUACUGGAGAGAGACCAUAUGCAUGCAAGCAAUGUGGGAAAACCUUUCGCUAUGCUUUUUAUGUUCAAAGACAUGAACAAAUCCACAAAAGAGAGAGGCCCUAUGAAUGUAAGCAAUGUGGGAAAGCCUUUCGUUAUGCUUUUUAUGUUCAAAUACAUGAACGAAUCCACAGCAGCAAGAGACCCUAUGAAUGUAAGAAGUGUGGGAAAGGCUUUAUAGCUUCGAAUCAACUGGAAAUACAUGAAAGAACUCACACUGGAGAGAGACCUUAUGUAUGUAAGCAGUGUGGGAAAGGCUUCUUGACAUCAUACCGUUUGGGAAGACAUGCACUGAUUCAUAGUAGAACAAAUAAAGAUGUUUGUAAAUAACAAGAGAAAGUCUUCUUUUGGUUAGCUCUUACAGAAAUCAAACUACAGGAGAGUGAAAGUUAAUGCUGAAAAUGUGGGAAAAUGUCAUAGUGGAGAGAUAAGAUUUUGGUUUGUUUGUUUUUUGAGACAGAGUUUUGCAAUGUAGUCCUGGCUGUCCUGGAACUCAUUCUACAGAC